Messenger RNA from Drosophila persimilis, 2856 nucleotides. Its product is annotated as endoplasmic reticulum metallopeptidase 1. Lineage: Eukaryota; Metazoa; Arthropoda; Insecta; Diptera; Drosophilidae. Gene Ontology annotation, molecular function: metalloexopeptidase activity. The record is from RefSeq and is a predicted model, not a curated record. The transcript is spliced from 10 exons. Gene Ontology annotation, biological process: proteolysis. Bases 38 to 2656 code for a protein of 872 amino acids.
GGUUCAGAGUGCAGAGCUGUAGCUACAGAAAAGGGAAAUGGGUGACAAGGACAAGCUUAUUUCUGACGAACCCGUCGAGGCUGGUUUGCUGUCGCCGAAGAAUGCCAGGAAACAGGAGCAGACCUCCAGAGGUCCCUGGUACAUGGCCAGUGGCUUCCUUCUGUUUUGGCUGCUCCUCUUCUUUGCCGUAGUGGUGCCACUCUUCUACCGCCUGCCCGCGGCCAUGACCAUCGAGGAUGCCUCCAAGGGUGUGUUUAUUGCCGAGCGUGCACAGGGUAACCUGUACGAAUUUGACAAAAUCGGACCCAAAGUGGUGGGCAGCGAUGGAAAUGAGAACAAGACCGUACAGUUCCUGCUCAAGGAAUUAGCGCUGAUUGAGGCAAAUGUCCUGGACGAGUACUUUGACAUUGAAAUUGACCUCCAGAUUGUCUCCGGCUCCUACAUUCAUUGGACUAUGGUCAACAUGUACCAGGCGGUGCAAAAUAUCGUCGUUAAGCUGAGCCCCAAGAACUCGACCAGCGACACCUACCUACUGGUCAACUCCCACUUCGACUCAAAGCCCACUAGCCCUUCGGCCGGCGAUGCCGGUCAAAUGGUUGUCACAAUCCUGGAGGUGCUCCGCGUGAUGUCCUCUACCAAGCAAACCUUCGAGCAUCCAAUUGUCUUUCUGCUCAACGGUGCCGAGGAGAAUCCCCUACAAGCCUCCCACGGCUUCAUCACCCAACACAAAUGGGCCUCCAAGUGCACGGUACUCAUCAAUUUGGAUGCAGCUGGCAGCGGAGGUCGCGAGAUUCUCUUCCAGACUGGACCCAAUCAUCCCUGGCUUGUAAACUACUACAAGACGAAUGCCAAGCAUCCAUUCGCGACCACCAUGGCUGAGGAAAUUUUCCAAACGGGUAUCCUGCCCUCAGACACGGACUUCACCAUAUUUACAAAAUAUAGUAAACUCGUCGGUCUGGAUAUAGCCCAGUGCAUCAACGGCUACACGUAUCACACCAAGUACGAUCGCUUCGAUGUCAUUCCACGCACUUCUAUUCAGAACACGGGUGAGAACGUUCUCAGCUUGGUCCGCGGCCUCUCUAAUGCCACAGAGUUGCAUGAUCCGGAGGCAUACGCCUCGGGACACGCCGUCUUCUUCGACGUCCUGGGACUGUACUUCAUCAGCUACUCGCAGAGCACUGGUGUGAUCCUCAACUAUGCCGUGGCUGGAGCUACCAUUGUCCUGAUCUUUGUGUCAGUGUGGCGCACAGCGAGUGUCUCCAAUGUCUCCACAGGCCACAUUGUUGGCUUGUUCAUCCUGAUUUUGGUGGUACAGAUCAUUGGCUUUGUGCUCGGCCUGGGAAUGCCCGUUGUGGUCGCCUAUUUGUUCGACAUGUACGGCCUCUCUCUCACCUACUUCGCCACUCCGGCGUUGAUGAUCGGCAUAUAUGUGUUCCCCAGUCUCCUCGGACUUAGUUUGCCCUCGUUCAUCUACUUGAAGCUGCAACGGAGUGAGAAGAUUUCCUUUGCCCAUCAAUUGCAAAUGGUGCUGCAUGGACACGCGAUUGUCCUGGCCACUCUCGGCAUUGGAAUAACUUACUACGGCCUGCGAUCCGCCUACGUGAUAACAUGGACGCUCAUCUUUUACGUGGUUCCCCUGACCAUCAACCUGCUGACGACUCUGCACGAUCGCGGCUUCUCCUGGACGGGCGUCGUGAAGAUUGUCCAGAUCGUUCCCUUCCUGUACAACAGCUAUCUGUUUUACACCUUCCUGGUUAUCCUCAGUGCAAUGAUGGGCCGAUUCGGCAGGUCGACAAACCCCGAUCUGAUUAUCUCUGCUCUGAAUGCCUUGGGAACUAUUCUUGCUAUGGGCUUUUUGAUUCCCCUUAUCAACGUCUUUCGCCGACCAAGUAUGAUCCUCUUCGCCCUGCUGGCCGUAAGUGCCCUGAGCAUCUACACAGCCAGCUCCACCCAACUCGGAUUCCCCUAUCGCCCCAAGACCAAUGUAGAGAGAGUGCCAUACCUGCAAGUGCGACGAACCUUCUACGAGUACGAUGGGUCCGUCAGCAAGGAAGACUCCGGCUACCUGUUCAACUUCCAGGAUCGCCGGGGACCUGCACCCCUGAAGGGUACCAAGGCGAACCUAACUGGCUUGGUUGGCAUCGAGGCGGAUUGCGCCAAGUACAUGAUGUGUGGCUAUCCCCUCUACGAUCACCGUUGGGUGAAGAACCGUCUAAAGGGAAUGUGGCUGCCGCGCGAAACACCCGUCGAAACCCCAUCGGUGCCCACUUUCGAGCUUCUGAACAAGACCGUGCUGGAGGACGGAAAGACGGUGCGGUUCGAGUUCAGGGCGGAGGUUACCGAUCACACCAGUGUGUUCAUCCAGCCCUACGAAGACGUGGCCGUAACCAACUGGUCCUUCCCGAUCGAUUACAUUGGACAGCAGACGACUUAUCACAUCUACUUCGCGCAUGGCAAGGAUAAUACGGCACUUUCAUUCUUCAUUGAACUUUAUAAACCCGAUGGCGACUUCGACGUGCCCGUUUGCCAGGUGGGAGUGUCUCAUCAUUUCAUUGGCGACGAAGGCGAUGAGCUCAGCCAGAAGUUUGCGAAAUCCUUCCCGUCUUAUGCGGCGCUGGUCCAAUGGCCCACCUCCUACCGGCAAUUCACUUACUGAGUGUUUUCCUUCUGCCUGUAUUAUUGUAAGACCCCUCUACAGUGGAGCGCAGACAGUCCAUGAAAGCAAUCGUCCAGCCCGAACUUCAGCUUUAGAUCCGACAACGCACCUUGCCUUGUCGUAGUCCACUUGAAACACCAAUUAUUCUUGUCACAAAAUAAAAAUAUGAUGAACACACGCCCGUGCAAUCAAGCUCUAAA